Morone saxatilis (striped sea-bass) is the source of this 1539-nucleotide messenger RNA. RefSeq names its product cyclin G2 (gene ccng2). Gene Ontology annotation, molecular function: cyclin-dependent protein serine/threonine kinase regulator activity. Gene Ontology annotation, cellular component: cytoplasm; cyclin-dependent protein kinase holoenzyme complex; nucleus. The coding region runs from base 189 to 1181 and encodes 330 amino acids. Gene Ontology annotation, biological process: mitotic cell cycle phase transition; regulation of cyclin-dependent protein serine/threonine kinase activity. The transcript has 8 exons. The record is from RefSeq and is a predicted model, not a curated record. Lineage: Eukaryota; Metazoa; Chordata; Actinopteri; Moronidae.
CUAUGUGACGUCGCCAUGUGGGCGUGAGCGUUGUGAACAUCAACAAAAGAGAGAAGAAGGAGAAAGGAGAAAGACGAGAAGAGCUCUACACUACAGCAGGACAGAACCAGAUAUGUGGAUUUAAUCUGCACUAACAGUGAAAGUAUUGUGCUGAAAACAAAGACAUCCCUUGCUGCAGUGCCAGAGACAUGGACGCCUUCAAGCUGAUGAAGGAGCUGAGGGUGAAUUAUGAGCAGGAGGCUCAUUAUCUCCCUAAAGAGACAGGGUUGAACCUCAUCGAAUCCACAAUGCAGGAUGACCGUCGGAUCUCAGCUAAGUGCAGAAAUGCCAAAGUGGAGGACCUUUGGAGUCUGACCAGCUUCUUCGGUUACAGCACGCAGACCUUCGUCCUGGCUGUCAACCUGCUGGACAGAUUCCUGGCCAUGAUGAGGAUCCAGCCAAAGCACCUGUCUUGCGUCUGCCUCAGCUGCCUCAACAUGGCGGCCAAAGUGACGGAGGAGGAGUGCAACCUGGCGCCCACCGACGAGCUCAUCCGCAUUGGCCAGUGCAGGUUCAGCGUGUCCGACCUCGAGCGCAUGGAGAAGGUCGUCGCCGACAAGCUCAACUUCAAGUCCAAAGCCGUCACUGCCUUAACCUUUCUGCACUUGUACCACCAGAUCGUACUUUCACACUCCACAGACAGGAAGGAGACUCUGAGCCUGGAGAAGCUAGAGGCUCAGCUCAAAGCCUGUCUUUGCCGGAUCUCCUUCUCUAAAGCAAAGCCCUCCGUCCUGGCCUUGUCUCUCCUGAGGCAGGAGAUAGAAGCUGUUCAGUCCAAGGACAUGUUGGAGAUAGCCUAUCACAUCCAGAGACACUUGAAGAUUGCGGACGACGAGCUGCGGCUAUGGAGCGAGCGCGUGGCACUGUGCCUGUCGGACUACGCCUCCCCCGAAUGCAGCAAACCCAACCACAGGAAGUUGCAGUGGAUCGUGUCGCGGCGGACCGCCCAGAACCUGCACAGCCACCGCAGCGUCCCCGAGCUGCCCACCAUCCCCGAGGGCGGCUGGGACGAGAGCGAGAGCGAGGACGCCAUGAGUUCAGGUGAAGAAUCUCUCAGCAGUUCUCUGGGCAGUGAUGCCGAAGGGCGCUUCUUCCCCAUGUACCUCCGCCGCCCAAAAUACCACCAAAACCUCCACGCCUGACGCCUCUGCCGCCACGUGCCUUGCCGUCUCCACCCCCAACCUCUUUGCUUUAUCCUAUGUUUUUAAUUUAUUGUUGUCAUAAGCUCUGGUGCUGGUGGAGAAUUGCACAAAAACAGGCAGCUGAGCAGUCCGGACUCUUCCUGGUAGACUUGGUAGAUUUUAGUUUGUAGAUGUGUUGGUGCAUGAGAUGUCACAUUCCAGGACGCAAGAUUUUAUGGGUGUACAAGUGAUGUUCUAUAAAAUUCAGACUCGUGCAGUCUGGUCUUUAUGAUGCUGAGCUAGCAGUCAGAUAAAAAACAUCUCAGCGCUGAGGCGUCAGUUCAGACCAGAAAUGGUUCAGGUUAUUGGCAAAAAAAAA